AUGGAAAAGAUCUGCAGCAGCAACAGGGGUCCCAGUCUGGAUAUUGAAGCUCUGGAUAAUGGUAUUAGGAUCCAACUUAGGAUCAUGAUGAGAACACCUCAUAAUAAACAGAAUAUCCUGGUCACUGCUUUGGAGGCCCUUAAUAAACUGCUCCGGGAUUUUGCAGUGCCUUUAGCUAAAGUUAAUUGAGAACGAUUUGUUGAGUUCUGUCUCAACUAUGAUUGGGGUUGGAAAAACACUCCAUAUGCAGCCACUCUCUUACCGGUGCUCGAAAAUCAGGAGGAGGUAUUCGAACUAGUCUCACGCCCAGGUCAACGAUAUAGAGGAGAGGGUGAGGCUGCUGCCAUCUUUAUACAGCCCUGCUGGAGGCGUUACUUGGCUAGAACCGCCUACCUGUGCCACUACCGACGCAAACGGGCGGUUCAGAUUAUCUCAUUGUCAUGGCUGAUGCACGCUCAAAGAUGCCAAGUGAAGAGAGCCCUCCAGGCCAUGCGCUUCAGUCAGCUGGAGAAUUAUUGCAGAAGAGCAAAGCAUCUGGCAGCGAACUGGAAACAUAUCCGAUCGUCCAAGAGGACUAUUAUCCACAUCCCUUCAUUAGGGUACCCAGAGAAACAGAGACAAAGCACAAAAAGAUUUGACGUCCUCCAAAAUAGCCAAAUUAGCAGGCUGUGUGAUCUUAGAGAUGAAAAUCUGGAAGCGUUCUACAUAUGUCCCAUUCAUUUGGGAGAAGACAUCUUGGAGUAUUAUUCAAAUGUCCUGAAAUGCAACAUUGCUAAUACCGUGACCAGCCAGGCCUUAUCCCAUAACAGGUUUAUUAUUCUAAUACCCGAGGCUGUGGAUCUGUUCUAUACCCACAACAUGUGUCUGUUUAUGCUGCUAAAGUACAGUCUAUGCACCCUGAAGCGUAUCAAACACCUAAUUUGGGGGAAGCAGACAUACAUAGCGGGUUUAGUCGGACAUGUAGAUAACCUGUCUGUUGCUGAUGAGCUGGAUGUGUCGAUUUUGGGUCCAGAACCAGCUAUAUCACAAUUCCACAGCACCAAAUCUGGAGGAAGAGGGAUAUUAUCUAUGACAGGGGUUGAUGUAUCCCCUGGACAGCGAGAUUUAUACUCACUUAACCUGCUUCAUGAAACAUUAACUGAACUUAUGAGUCUAAAUAUCAAUGUGCAGCACUGGUUCUUUAAGAUCAAUGUACAGCGUGGAGGUUGUGAAGCGGCAUUCUGGGAUGUUCUCCACCUUAGCUGCUAUAACUGGGCCUUACAGCAUUAUCAUCGUUACCGUCCUGAUCUGUGGAGCUCAGAAUGGAUGCAGGAGUCAGUUCUGCCCAUAUAUUUAAAUAAGAUCCCAGAAUCGCUGGCCCAUUAUGCCAAACAGGCUAAAACUUCCAGUUUCCUCAUGAGGUUAAGCCCCCUGCAUACCUUCCUCAGGCAAGGUUAGAGUGGUGGAGGCCAACCCCCUUCAGAAAGUGUCGCCCAUCUAAGAGUUGAUAUGCUUUUGGAGCCUAGGGGUGAGGUAACCAUGCUGUCCUGUGGAAACCAGCUCCACGGCUCCUGUCAUCUGGACGAUGUGGGAUCUGCCGUUCCUCAGACCUCUGUACACCCAGAGAUCUUGCAAGCCAUUUGUAUGCAUGUGGCUCAGGCUUGCCAGCAGCAUAUCAUGGGUUAUAUAUCCAUUGCUCUAGUUACCUCUGAAGACCAUAGCACCAUGAAGCAUAAGGUAUGGGCUUUUGAUCUGGACAUUGCAUACAGUGACCAGGUUGCCAUGUCCCAGAUGUUAGUAUUGGUGACUGGAGGAAUGUUAAAUUGGCACACAUGCUGUUUAGAAGUGCCAGUGGCAGUCAAAGGGAAAUGCUCUGAACACCAGGCUGUAGCACAGGGCCCUGCCUUUGACAAGUGCAAGCACACAGCCUUCACAGCGAGUUAUGGGCCAUACUUCCUGAGCUCUCCAAGGCUCAGACCUGCUGCCUUUGUCUCCCAAAGGUGGCUGAGAACGGACCCUACAGUGGUCAGUUGCAGUGCAUUGAUGGGGAUGCACUUGUUUCACCCUGACCUGUCAAUGCUGUACCAAGUGUUAUUUGAGAUGUGCAAAGCUCAUGGCAUUGAAUUUAAGAAGUUGCAAAAGCAAGGAACUGUUUUUGCUCUUUAUGACAGCAGUGAGCGAUGCACCAUUGGAAUGAUAGCAGUCUCUGAGGAUCUCCAGGGAGCUCUGGUGACCUUUGCUCGCAAUUUGUCAGUCAUUCAUCAGGAAAUAUCAUCCCCUAUAAAGCAAGGAGAAACCAAUUUCAAGGAGCUGAUCAGAAGUAUAGAGGAAUUUCCACAGAUAAUAACAAAGAACAGAAACCAACAGAAGGAUAAGCCUGCUGUUUAG
Cyprinodon tularosa is the source of this 2367-nucleotide messenger RNA. RefSeq names its product IQ motif containing H (gene iqch). Lineage: Eukaryota; Metazoa; Chordata; Actinopteri; Cyprinodontiformes; Cyprinodontidae. The record is from RefSeq and is a predicted model, not a curated record. Gene Ontology annotation, molecular function: protein binding.